Molecule: messenger RNA, 736 nt
Organism: Cajanus cajan (pigeon pea)
Lineage: Eukaryota; Viridiplantae; Streptophyta; Magnoliopsida; Fabales; Fabaceae
Source: RefSeq, a predicted model, not a curated record
CUCAAAAAAUCCAUAAGGACUGCUUACAUCACGUCACAGAUCAAACCACCCCCAACUUGGUCACCAAAUUGUCCACACUCUAUAAAUUCCAUUAAUUUCAUUACUCCAUUUGUUCAGAUCCAAGAUGAAGAGGCAGAGGGGUGUGAGUGUGAAUGGUGUUAGGCCCAUAAAUCCUCCUCCUCCUCCCAAUGUUGAAGAUGGGAAGAAGAAACCAAAGAAAGAGGGUGAGCAGAAGGUGGAGGAGGAAGAGAGGAAAGAAGCUAGAGACAUGGUGGGUGGGUUUUUUCAGCAAGGAGCAAGGGAGGGUGGCAUCAUGGGUUGGAAUUGGGAGGAGAAUAACCAGAAUAUGCCUUGGUUGGGUGGUGUUGUGGAUGAGCAAAUGUCAUGGGGAUCCACUUGGUCCCCUGGUUGGGACAUCGACUAUUUGGGAGGUGAAGCUUUCACUGCCUUGUACAAUGAUGUUGUUUGGGAUGAUGAUAUCUGGAAUCUCAACAACCAAAUUCCGAUUCCCUUACAAACUGUUCGGGAUACCACAAAUGUACAACCACACUAGUUCUUAAGCCUUCAUGCCUUUAUGUUUUCCUUUAGCUAGGAAUGGAAUUUCACUUUUCUUCUUUUAAUCUGCUAUUUCUUUUUCAAUGCUAAUCUCGCUGAUCAAGGAUUCUAGACCAUCUUCUGUAAGCUUCUCUAUUUCACUUUGUACGUAAAUAUUAUAUAUUUGCCAAAUCUUGUAACU